Brassica napus (rape) is the source of this 1045-nucleotide messenger RNA. RefSeq names its product cytochrome c6, chloroplastic. Gene Ontology annotation, molecular function: iron ion binding; heme binding; electron transfer activity. The coding region runs from base 368 to 892 and encodes 174 amino acids. Lineage: Eukaryota; Viridiplantae; Streptophyta; Magnoliopsida; Brassicales; Brassicaceae. The record is from RefSeq and is a predicted model, not a curated record. The transcript has 7 exons.
AUCGCUGCAGAAGAGAAUCAAAUUCAUCAUUCAAAAUCUAAGAAUUACAGAGGAGGGAGAGACGAAAUCAACUCAGUACAGAGAUAGUAAAACGAAACUGAGGAUUGAUGAUACGAGGUCGAAGGAUCAGAAUUCGUGAACCGUCGGUCUUCUUCUUUAGACUUCACACAGGCGAAGAAGGAGAGGAGAGAUGAGAGAGGGGAGGAGACUUUGACGCGUGUCCCAUAAGCGACGUCUCUUGCUUCCUUUGAUUAAGCGACGUUUCUUCUAUUAAAAUCUGUACCAAAUCGGUAACCGGUUAAACCGUCUAAAAAGAUAAGACGGGCUAUUCCACUUCAUCAUCCAUCUUCAACUGCAAAAUCAAAAGAUGAGGCUUCACUCAUCUUCUGCCUCUGCUCGCUGCUGCAACUUAUUUUGUUCCUCCCACAAGGCCAACGCAAGAGAAAGCGAAUGGAAGUUUCAAGUUCCUGUAAAGCACAAAGAUUUGGAGUUUCUGAUCAAGAGGUUUGCUCCUCCACUCACGGCGGUUCUUCUUGCGGUUUCACCCAUCUGUAAUCCUCCAGAAUCUCUAGGCCAAACUUUGGAUAUACAAAGAGGAGCAACAGUGUUUAAUAGAGCUUGUAUUGGGUGUCAUGAUACAGGCGGAAACAUUAUUCAACCAGGAGCAACGCUUUUCCCAAGUGACCUCCAAAGAAAUGGAGUUGAUACUGAGGAAGAGAUAUACCGUGUUACCUACUUUGGAAAGGGAAGAAUGCCGGGAUUUGGGGAGAAAUGCACGCCGAGGGGACAGUGUACCUUUGGACCGCGGUUGCAGGACGAAGAGAUCAAGCUUCUGUCUGAGUUUGUAAAACUCCAGGCUGACCAAGGUUGGCCAAACGUAUCUACCGAUUAGCUAGUAGCAACAAAGAUUAGUACAGUUUAAUACAGUAAGAACAUGCAUCAUUACAUUGAUGUUUAUGUGUACCUUUCAUGUCUAAAAUUCAAUGUAUGGUUGCAAAUAAUAUAACAAAUAAUAUGAGAAUUGGGACGCUUCAUUGCAAACAAA